GUGCUGAUGGCUGACUGUCUCUCUCGGGCUUAGGCUGGAACGACGCCAGGAGAGGUGGACGCCGCUCCACGAUGGGUUACACCAGGGCCUCUAGAGGGAUUUUGUGGCAGGAGAUUGAAUGUCCCCACGCCUGGUGCAGGGCGGAGUGAUGGAUGAGCAGUGAAAGCCCUUGUACGCAGCCACCAGACCCCUUUCAGUCGGGUCUCUCCCAGUGGCCCAGAGAUGCGUUUCCUCGAAGCCCACCAAGUUGCUCUCGGCUCUGGAUCUGUACUGGGGGCGGCGGGGGCAGGGGCUGCAACAGCUGGACGCCCCCUCGGGAACCGGUCUCCAGCCACCCCAGCAGAGGAAGGAGCAGCCAGGCAGAGGAGGACUUGAAGCCUCUUCUGAGAGCUCACGGACGACCACCGCCCUCUCAGAACUCCGAGCAUCACUCCUUCUUGCCUCACAGCCUGCCAGUGUCCCGUCUGGGGACACAGGGAAGCCUCUCUCUCAAGAAGUGGCCAAGGCAGGCUGGGCCCUCCAGCAACUCAGCAGAAGAGAAGGGGGGGGCCACUUGGAGCUUCUGGAACCCAGCCUCUUUCCUGGGCUGUAAAUGCCUGGGAGUCCCCAGCACAUUACCAAAUACAGAAGAAAGGAGUCCGUGGACCAUGCGCUGACCACGGCACCGUCCACCCGGGUGGGGCCGUCACGUGUGCCCUUGAACAGGGCACGCCUGGGCUGGCCACUCAUGAACCCCCAUCCUGUCUGCCUUUCUGGCUCUCUGUGGCCCUCUUCUGCCUCUGCAUUUUUGUAUCUUUUUCUCACUGCGUGGACCCCUUGUCUUUAAAAGGCUAAAUGCUCCGUACUAAAUUUGGUCACACAGCGCUCCAAGAUUCCCUGGAAUGUCCUCAAGUUUCAAACAGCUCUGACAGCGAGGCCGGCCCGCCCCCGCCUGGGGAUUGGCUUCUCCUCCUGGGCCCGGCCGUCGUCGGGCCUUAUUGGCUGCUGGUUGGACCAGCCGGGUCCACUAGCCCUGGGCCGGGAGGCUGCUGCACCCAGUUCACACUUCAGCGCCGGUGGCAGGCAGGGCAGGGGGGGGCCGCGGUCCUCGACCAGCUGGGGUCUGCUCCCAAGCCCACUCAGCUCCGUCCAGAUCGGCUCGCACCCUGUCCUGGCCCAGCAGGUGCCCCGCAGCCCACUCUGCCAACAUGUCGAAGGUAGCCAAGUACCGCCGGCAGGUAAGCGAGGACCCCGAUAUCGACAGCCUGCUGUCCACCCUGUCUCCCGAGGAGAUGGAAGAGCUGGAGAAGGAGCUGGACGUGGCGGAUCCCGACGGGAGCGUCCCCUUGGGGCUGCGACAGAGAAACCAGACGGAGAAGCCGUCCACGGGCACGUACAACCGGGAGGCCAUGCUCAACUUCUGUGAAAAGGAGACCAAGAAACUGAUCCAGAGGGAGAUGUCCGUGGAUGAGGGCAAGCAAGGCGAGACCAAGGCAGACGCCAAGAACGGAGAGGAGAGGUGCAGAGAUGCCAGCAAGAAGCCCCUGGGCCCCCGACGGGACUCAGACCUGGCGAAGGAGCCAAGAAAGGGCGUCUUGAAGAAAAGCUUCUCGAGAGACAAGGAGGAAGCCGAUGGCAAAAGUACAGAGAGGCCCAAGGAGGAGAAACUCAUCAGGGGCCUUGAGAAGGGACGGGUCAGGGCCGCCGUGGACAGGAAGGAGGCCGGGAAGGAAGGGCGGGCACAGGAGGGGACAGCCGCCCCCAGGAAGGACGAGGAGAGGCAGGGGCGUGACAGGAGCCCCGGUGCAAGCAGGGACAAAGGCAAGAAAGGAGAGGAGAAGAAGGAGGCCAGCAGGAGAGAGGAGGUGGCGAAGGUGAAGGGGCGUGGGAAGGAUGCGGACGCCCGGACCGAGGGCCAGGAGGUGGCGAGAGGGACAGACGCCCGGACAGAGCGCCAGGAGGUGAAGAGACGGAGUGGGGACACGGGCGCCAGGACGGAGGAGGAGAAGGCCAAAAAGGAGGAGCCCCCGCAUGCAAAGGCACCCCGAGAGGAGAGCAAGACCCCAGCACCGGAGCCCCCAGCCCCCGGGGCACCCCCAAAGCCGGCUGACGUGCCUGCCCAGGCCGGGGAGGAAGCGGCCCCCAGCAUCUUUGACGAGCCCCUGGAGCGGGUGAGGAACAACGACCCGGAGGUGACCGAGGUCAAUGUCAACAACUCAGACUGCAUCACCACCGAAAUCCUGGUGCGCUUCGCCGAGGCGCUGGAGUUCAACACCGCCGUCAAGGUCUUCGCCUUGGCCAACACGCGGGCCGACGACCACGUGGCCUUCGCCAUCGCCAUCAUGCUCAAGGCCAACAAGACCAUCACCAGCCUGAACCUGGACUCCAACCACAUCACGAGCAAGGGCAUCCUGGCCAUCUUCCGGGCGCUCCUCCAGAACAGCUCGCUGACCGAGCUCCGCUUCCACAACCAGCGCCACAUCUGCGGCGGCAAGACGGAGAUGGAGAUGGCCAAGCUGCUCAAGGAGAAUACCACGCUGCUCAAGCUGGGCUACCACUUUGAGCUGGCCGGGCCCCGCAUGACCGUCACCAACCUGCUCAGCCGCAACAUGGACCGGCAGCGGCAGAAGCGGCUGCAGGAGCAGCGGCAGGCGCAGGAGGCCCGCGGGGAGAAGGCGCUGCUGCAGGUGCCCAAGGCUGGGGCCCCCGCCAAAGGCUCCCCGAAACCCUCCCCGCAGCCAUCCCCCAAGGCCGCCCCCAAGAACUCUCCAGGGAAAGGGGGUGCCCCAGCUGCGCCCCCCCCACCCCCGCCACCCCUGGCCCCCCCACUCAUCAUGGAGAACCUGAAGAACUCGCUCUCACCAGCCACCCAGCGGAAGAUGGGCGACAGGCUUCUCCCUGCCCAGGAGAAGAACUCCCGGGACCAGCUGCUGGCCGCCAUCCGCUCCAGCAACCUCAAGCAGCUCAAGAAGGUACAGGUGCCCAAGCUACUUCAGUAGGAUCCCACCGCAGGCGCCGACCGCCCCCGCCACGCCCGCCCAGGCCCCGCCUCCCAGGGCCGCACAGACCCCGCCCACCGCGCCGGCUGACCUGCUCUGCCUGGGAGAGCUGGAGGCCUGGGCCAGCUCUGCGAAGGAUGCUCUCCUCGCUUUCUUUUCCUUGUCUCUGAGGCUCUCCUCAAAUGUCUUUUAAGCCUGGAGCUGAGGUUUCUGGACAAGAAGAGUCCUUUUAGCACGUGACCGAGAAGAGGGCCCGCCUGGGGCCUAUGUGGCUGGCUGGCAAGCUGCCAAAGGCCUGGGAUCCGGGAAAGGUGUCCCCCAGGGACCAUGCGACCCCCCCGGCCCCACUGCCCUCCAGGGCCAGGAUUCAGGCCUCUGAGGAGCCCAUGGGGCAAGGCUGCUGGGCUGGUGGGUCUCUGCGAGGGGCAGGGGCCCUAGGGGAGAGGGAGGAGGGGCUGAGGAUACCCCCAGCCCGCUCUGGGCUAAUGAGAGGCCAUGGCAGGGGCACCGGGCCUGGUGGGGAGUGGGCUCCAGAUGGGAGGAGAGGAUAGACAGCGGCUGGACCUGAAGGUUUGAGGCCAAAGCAGACAUUUCCUCACACCCACCUGCUGUUGUAUAAAUGGCUGUGUAUCUGUUUUUCCAUGAGAUUUUGAUAAUAUAUACAAGCCUUUAGCUGUGA
Molecule: messenger RNA, 3657 nt
Organism: Sus scrofa (pig)
Lineage: Eukaryota; Metazoa; Chordata; Mammalia; Artiodactyla; Suidae
Gene: LMOD1
Product: leiomodin 1
Biological process (GO): muscle contraction; actin filament organization; myofibril assembly
Cellular component (GO): striated muscle thin filament; cytoskeleton; myofibril
Molecular function (GO): actin binding; tropomyosin binding
Source: RefSeq, a predicted model, not a curated record